Akanthomyces muscarius is the source of this 1044-nucleotide messenger RNA. RefSeq lists its product as uncharacterized. Lineage: Eukaryota; Fungi; Ascomycota; Sordariomycetes; Hypocreales; Cordycipitaceae. The transcript is spliced from 4 exons. The coding region runs from base 1 to 1044 and encodes 347 amino acids. The record is from RefSeq and is a predicted model, not a curated record. Gene Ontology annotation, molecular function: mRNA binding.
AUGAUACGCGCCUAUGCAAGGCUACGACGGCGCACCUUCGACUUUUGCGAACCCAAAGUUUUUCCUCGCAAGCUGCCAGAUAAAACUUUGAGUCAGAGAGCUCAAAGGCACAAGCUCGCUCCCCGCGCGACCACCGCCCAGCAAAGGCGGCUUCAAGCCGGCAUUCACGCCCUCGAGCGUGCAAAAGAACCAAAAUUCCGCCGCGCCGACCACAUACUCGUCGUAUCCGCACCGAGCCGCCCCCGGCGCGCAGCCUCACAGACAGGUGCCGCCGCGCAGAGCUACGGACAGCAGGCCUAUGGCCAGCCAGGCUACGCCGCCAGCGCCGCACCGCAGAUCAGAAAUCCGUUCCCGCAACCCGGAACCGCAGCCGCCGCCGCCGCCGCGACGGCUGGACCCGGCGGCGCCGAGUACGACGCCGAGAUGGCCGCGCAGAUUGCGCAGUGGCAGAGCGCGUACCUGCCUCGCGACCCCGACGCUAGAGACGCCAGGGGCAACCCGAUCGAGCCGCCCAAGGCCCCCGAGAUCUCGGUCGCGCAGGCCAACCCCGACAAGACGGUCGUGCGUCAGGGCGGCGGCAAGAAGUGGACGGACGAAACGCUCCUCGAGUGGGACCCCUCGCACCUGCGCCUCUUCGUGGGCAACCUCGGCGGCGAGACGACCGACGACGCGCUGCUCAAGGCCUUUGCGAGGUGGCCGUCGGUGCAAAAGGCGCGCGUCAUCCGCGACAAGCGCACCAGCAAGUCCAAGGGCUACGGCUUCGUCAGCUUCAGCGACGCCGACGACUUUUUCCAGGCCGCCAAGGAGAUGAACAACAAGUACAUCCAGAAUCGCCCCGUCACGGUGCGCAAGGCGAACACGGAGAUCAAGGUCUCCAACGUCAAGGACAAGAACAACCGCAACAACAGGAACAAGAAUAAGAGCGGCUCGGGCGGCCACGGCCAUGGCCAGCAGGGAUACGACGCAAGCUUGGGUCCCAAGUCGGCUGCUGGUGUCGUCAAGCCCGGUCAAAAGACCAAGAACGGUCUUCGACUUCUCGGAUGA